AAAUUGUUGGACAAGGAGGGAAGAGCAUUCAUAUCCCAGCAGUCAGACUCGGAAGUCCGCGGUCCUUGUAUCAAGUCCACAGAGAGCGGCGUACUAAAGAAUGAUGAAGAUGGAGCUGACUGUCACGAUGAUAGUGUUGAUGGUGUCGUUGAUCUCGGCAACUGCCCGCUUCCCGCGCACUGACGAUGAAAAUGAAUCCAACAGAGGAAAAGAAUCCCACGAAAUCUGGAAAGAUGCCAGAAAGGAGUUCAAAUCCGCCAUCAAACCCACCGGAGGCAAAGUCAGUUUUAAAGACACGGUGGACAAACUUGCCCCCUUCAUCAACUCAGAUUUAACAGAGAGCGACUGUAAGACAUUGUGCAUUGAAAAGUUGGGUUCCCUGCUGGAGCAGUCUGUCCCUGACAAGGAUGCUGCGUGCGACUCGCUGUGUAGAGCGGCCCUGUCUAAGCAAGAUAAGGUUGAAAGUUAAGGUACAUACAGGUUUACAAGAUACAAGUCACAAGAUGCUGACAGUCUCAAGAAUCACUUUAUGUCCAGUCAGGUUGACUGACAGCAGACGUCGGACAAAUAUG
Molecule: messenger RNA, 572 nt
Organism: Pomacea canaliculata
Lineage: Eukaryota; Metazoa; Mollusca; Gastropoda; Architaenioglossa; Ampullariidae
Exons: 5
Coding region: 101-469 (122 amino acids)
Source: RefSeq, a predicted model, not a curated record